GAUCUCCCCACUGCAGCCAGUCCCAGAGUCGGCGGCCUUUUCAGCUUUGUGCUUCCAACAGAGCAGCCUUCGUGGGUCGCCUUUCCUGAAAUUGCUCCCCCGCUCCCGCCUUUGGAAAGAAACGAAGACAAAACUGGGAGGGUAUUUUCCUGGCUUCUUCCUCCUCCCUCCCUCCCUCCCUAGUCUCUCUCGCUCUCGCUCUCUCCCCUCGCUCUCUCCCCCCCCCUUCCCCGCCACCCCGCCCGCUUAAACCAAUUACACCGCUUUGCAAAUAAAGUGCCGCCCCGGGGGAGUUGCAAGCGAAGUGGAACUGCCGUGUUUGCAGGUGCAUCCGCGGGCUUUGUAGGUGCGAACGUCUUUGUGCGGCGGACAAAUGAGGAGCGGCGGCGGAGGAGGUGGGCGCUGCUGCGACGUAAGCUCCACAUCAGCUCCACUCCGCUCCCAUCCCAGCCGGCACUUCCUCGAGCGGCGGCUGGCCACGCACCGCUCCCUGCCUCCCGCCCGGGGCUUGCGCCAGCCCUGCGCCAGCCUUGGGGGGGCUCCCUCGCGCGCCGCCAGAAGGGGCUGGAUGGUGACACCGGGCAGGGGGGCUCCAGGAUGUUAGGGGCUGUGAAAAUGGAAGGGCACGAGACCAGCGAGUGGAACAGCUACUACGCCGAGACGCAGGAGGCUUACUCAACGGUUCCCGUGAGCAACAUGAACACCGGCCUGGGCUCCAUGAACUCCAUGAACACGUACAUGGGCAUGAACGCCAUGACCACCAGCGGCAACAUGACGUCGGGCUCGUUCAACAUGUCUUACGCCAACCCGGGCCUGAGCCUGAGCCCCGGCGGGACGGGCGGCGCCAUGAACGGCAUGUCUGCCAUGGGUUCGGCGCUGAGCCCGGGCGGCAUGAGCGCCAUGGGCGGCCCUCAGGCCCCUCUGAACGGCCUGGGCGCCUACCACGGGGCCAUGGCGCCCUGCAUGAGCCCCAUGGGCUACGCGCCGUCCAACCACCUGAGCCGCGCCGGCGGCCGCGAGGCCAAGAGCUUCAAGCGCAGCUACCCGCACGCCAAGCCGCCCUACUCGUACAUCUCGCUCAUCACCAUGGCCAUCCAGCAGGCGCCCAGCAAGAUGCUGACGCUGAGCGAGAUCUACCAGUGGAUCAUGGACCUCUUCCCCUACUACCGCCAGAACCAGCAGCGCUGGCAGAACUCCAUCCGCCACUCGCUCUCCUUCAACGACUGCUUCGUCAAGGUGGCCCGCUCGCCCGACAAGCCCGGCAAGGGCUCCUACUGGACGCUGCACCCGGACUCGGGCAACAUGUUCGAGAACGGCUGCUACCUCCGCCGCCAGAAGCGCUUCAAGUGCGACAAGCAAGCCGCCGCCGCAGCCUCCAAGGCCGGCCAGGGCGGGAACGGGACGGCGGGGGCGGCCGGAGGGGAAGGCAGGAAAGACCCGGCCGGCGGGGGCUCGCCUCUGCACCGCGGCCAGCACAAGGGAGGCCAGCUCGAGGCCGCCCCGUCCAACCCCGGCGGCGCCGGCAGUCCCCCGGCCUUGGACCACAGCACCGGCGCCAACGAGCUCAAGCCCUCCGUGGCAGCGGCGGCGGCGGCGGCUGCGGCGGUGGCAGCCGCCUCUAUGCAGACGGGCCCGGCCUUGCCCUCGCUGGGCCAUCCGGGCCACCCGCUGGGCCACCACGAGUCGCAGCUGCACCUCAAGGGCGACCCGCACUAUUCCUUCAACCACCCCUUCUCCAUCAACAACCUCAUGUCCUCCUCGGAGCAGCAACACAAGCUGGACUUCAAGGCCUACGAGCAGGCGCUGCAAUACUCCUCGUACGGGCCCGGCUUGCCCGGCGGGUUGCCCCUCGGCGGCGCCUCUAUGGGCGGCAGGGGGGGAAUCGAGCCCUCGGCCCUGGAGCCCUCCUACUACCAAGGUGUGUAUUCCAGACCGGUCCUAAACACCUCGUAGCUGGCAGGGACUUGACGGGCCAAGCCGGCUGCAGCCUCCGGGCCUGGCCGCUCCAGAUCUCCCGCCACACUGGCGAGGCGUCCCCCGCCCCAUCCCAAUCGUACAAUCCGUGCGAAACGCGGAAGGUGGGCAGAAAGGGGGGGAAAGAGCGAAAGGACUGUUACUUUACUAUUGUAUCCCAAUGCAUCGUGUUUAUUCUGUUUUGAACUGGAAAGUCCAUCGGUUCCCCCUCCCCACACACACACGCACGCACACGCGCACGGACACACACACACUGUAUAUAUCAGCCUUGUCUACCCCACCUCAUGACCACUGUAGACUUUGGAAAGACAGGCAGACAGUGGAUUUCUCCCCCUGCUUCCCCUUCGGUGUACCUUCACCAGAUUUACAGGUUUGUGGCAGUAUUUUAUCCCGUGGAGAUAAAGAACCAAAGCUAGACAUUUAGAUUGCGAAAGGGUAAGGAAGCCUUCGAGGAUCAUGCCAGUGCUGAGAAGCAGUCAGACCCGCCCCCCCCCCUCCUCAAGAGUGGUGAAGUGUGCAGCUGAACCGACAGGGAGCUUCAGCCGCCCUCCUGGCACUUAGGGAAACCGCGGGAGUCGUGGCAAAAGCACAACCCCUCCUCAGACGUUGUGACCUUUUGGGGAAGCCACCCUGGGGAGGUCCCAGACACAGCCCUCUGGUCUGCAGCCCGAGCGUGAACCCUCUGGGCUCAUAACCUAUAGCAGGAGAGUGGGGAGUUGGAGUUCCAGAUGGGACUGCCGCCUCUCUUACGUACAUUGCCUGGGAUUGGGCUUUGAGACAGUCCCACAGGUCACUGAAGCCAUUUAAGGGAGCUUUCUUGCCCCCACCCCAAGCUGUUACUGAUGAGUCUCCUUCACCAGGAGAUUUCCUGGCCACGUGGAGGAUCCCCCCCUUCUUGAACGCUCCGGCCCUUCUUCCUGACUGCCGUCAAGGCAGCCCCCGUGUCCGGGGGGGGGGGGAAAGGGGGGGGCUGCAAUCUUUCCGGCCUCCCCCGCAGCCUGGUCUCAGCCAGAGGAAGAAAUUCUCCCCUUUUCCACAGAUCAUUCAGUAAUGGGGAAGUAAAAAUAGCCCCCCCCCCUCUUCCCGGGUUUGUUGUGGCCGCUGAAUUAUUGCCGUUGUUAGCACGUUCAUUCAGUGUUAAUGCACUUUCCACUGUUUUUACACAAUGUUUUUAGCAUAGCCAGACAGGUGUUUUUGUUUUAAGUUUUCCUUAUUCCUUCUGUUGGCUUUCUCAUUGCUCUUAAUUUAUUUGCAUGGUUUAUACUUUUCUUUCUUUUUCAGCUUGAAAUUGCUUUCAAUGACGGUUUUAAAAUGACUCAUUUUAAAGGGAAAAAAAUUAAAAUGUUAAUUUUAUAAUAAAUGUGAUUGUA
Molecule: messenger RNA, 3344 nt
Organism: Sphaerodactylus townsendi
Lineage: Eukaryota; Metazoa; Chordata; Lepidosauria; Squamata; Sphaerodactylidae
Gene: FOXA1
Product: forkhead box A1
Exons: 2
Coding region: 598-1953 (451 amino acids)
Biological process (GO): regulation of transcription by RNA polymerase II; anatomical structure morphogenesis; cell differentiation
Molecular function (GO): DNA-binding transcription factor activity, RNA polymerase II-specific; transcription factor binding; RNA polymerase II cis-regulatory region sequence-specific DNA binding
Source: RefSeq, a predicted model, not a curated record